AUGCAGUCUUUGCUAUACCUCAGCGCCGCCGAAAAAAUGGCCAACCGCACCUUCGUCCUGGCGACCUACCGCCACCUGCUGCGUGCCACUCGCAUCGCAUUUCGAGACGACGAACCGACUCUGACGGCCUCUCGCCAUUACGCUCGCGACCAGUUCCGCAAAGAUGGCAGACUCGCCUCCGGAAGCACCGAAGCGGGACAAUGCGUCGAGCAUGCCCAGGACGUGACCAAGAUUCUGCGAGAGAAUGUAGUUCAGGGCAAGAAAAAGGGAGACAACACAUACAAAUUAAACAUGCACGAGGACACUCAGCGAUUAGACAAUCACACCGCCACGACGCUCAAAGGCACGACCAAGACGUUCAAAGACAUCAAGAAUGCUACAUUCUGA
Messenger RNA from Neohortaea acidophila, 387 nucleotides. RefSeq lists its product as uncharacterized. Lineage: Eukaryota; Fungi; Ascomycota; Dothideomycetes; Mycosphaerellales; Teratosphaeriaceae. The coding region runs from base 1 to 387 and encodes 128 amino acids. The record is from RefSeq and is a predicted model, not a curated record. Gene Ontology annotation, biological process: mitochondrial respiratory chain complex III assembly. The transcript is spliced from 3 exons.